Molecule: messenger RNA, 3470 nt
Organism: Protopterus annectens (West African lungfish)
Lineage: Eukaryota; Metazoa; Chordata; Ceratodontiformes; Protopteridae
Product: mucin-17-like
Exons: 2
Coding region: 18-2699 (893 amino acids)
Source: RefSeq, a predicted model, not a curated record
CACUUCAAGAUUUUCAAAUGUCACAUUCCCAAAGGCAAAUCUACUCUCCUAUGUUAGCAGAACAACCACAAAGAGAGGCAGCAGAAGCCCUGAUGAUACUAAAAAACUCAUCAAAGCCACCAAUAGCUACAAUUUCACCUUCCUGUAUUACAACUAGGAAUUCAACAGUCCAAAAACCAUUAGCUGUGGCACAGACAUCGGUCAAGAGUUCCAAAAAUGGUACUGUGUCUUUACCACCUGUCUUCUACCUCUCAGGUUCCCAGAAUGGCCCAUUACAUGCUAGCAUACCAACUUUAAUCCAAGAGAACCAGCCUGAGGCCCCCAGAAAUCCACCUAGUUAUGUUGCCCCCAUAACUGUGUCUGUAAAUGAAUCCUCACAGCCUUCUGUAUUGACCAGUAAAUUUAGUGGCAUAUUACUUCCAAACAUGCCAGAUGCUGAAAUAAUUGCAUCAAUCAGAAAUGUAUCUGAACCUCAUCGUCUAUUGUCUUCAUGUGUAAACAAUGGAAAGUCUGUUUUCAAGGGUACUUUACUAGAAAGACACUCUGACAGCCCUGCAGACAGACUUCAGCAAAAUCAGAUACCCAGAAUCUUGUCUGGCAUCAAGACUUAUGAAGAAAGAAUGCUGUCCAGCAACCUCCAACCAACCAUUAUAUCAGAAUUGUCAGGCUUAUCCAAGUCAGAAACUGUAUUAAAUCACCUUGACACAUCAGACAAACAUAUUCAAGAUACUGGAUACACUGUCAAUCCUUCUAGCAUUCAACCACAUUCUCAUCAUGAAAUGUCAGAACGGUUGCACAGCAGUUCAGGAAAUCUCAACAUAAAUCUUUCACAGCCUAUAACAUUGGGCUACACCAAAGAAUCUCUACAAAUCCCUUUGCAGGCUGUGUCUAAUAAGAUGGAAGCUCAGAUUCCUUCCACUCAAGAAUACACACUAGUGAAACUAACAGAUGGACAAGUUGGAAUAUGUGGACUUUCAAACUUAGUCACUGCUACAGUUUUACAGGCCCCAACAAAGUCCUUGUCAUCUGGCUCUCUCAAGUUGCUAAAUAAUCCGUCAUCUUUUUCUGGUGCAUGUUGUCUAACCACUGUGCCAAGUACACAUAGCAUCAAUAAAAGCAGUUCUCUUUCUUCAGUCCCUAGAAAUGUAUGUCUCCUUUCUUCAGAUGCUUCUUUUAGGGAGAAUCUCAGACCAUUGAAUUCAGCCACACCUUCUGCAGUGCAUCAGUCUCCAAAUGAACUCUCACUAAAGGUUGUCCCACAGUCUGGACAUUUAGGCAUUCAAAACAAUGUAUCUAAUCCAGCAAAACAGUUCCCACUGUUCAGUAUUUCAGCCUUUCCUCUUCCACAAAACCAAAAUUGUCUUCUUCCUGCUGACCAGUUCCCACAGUUUAGGAAUGCAGCUGUUCCUGCUCCGCAAGGAAACAUAUCUGUUGCACCAGUAGGCCAGUCAUCACAAGUCAAACUGUCAUGUAUUUCUUUUGCACAAAACAGUAUCCCCAUCCCUAUCCCUGUCACUUCAUCAUUUAGGAUGCCAGCUGUUCCUAAUGGACGGGGUAGCACUUCAGUUGCCCCUUUAAGCCAGUCCACUCACUUCAGAUUUUCAUCCAUUUCUGUUACACAAGGAAGUAGCUCAGUCACUUCUGUGGGCCAGCCUUCACAUUUCAAAGAUUCGUGUUCUGCAUUUCUGCAGCAAACUGCUCCUGUUCCACUGCAGUCUUUCAGGGUACCAGCUAUUUGUAUUGCACAAAAUAACACUGCACUUGUUCCUUCAAGUCAGACCCCACAACUCAAGUUUUCAAUCAUUCCUGUUACACAGUGCAGCACAUCUGUCACUUCCACAAACCAUACACACUCUCCACAUUUCCCUGUUCCAGGCAUUCCUGUCCAACAGGGUGGCUCUUCUGUUAAUCCUGCCUUUCAUCUCCCACAGCACAAGCUUUCAGUAAUUCCCAUUGUACAAGACAAACAUUUUACAGUACCAGGUAUCAGUGCCCCACAAGGAAAUAUCCAGCCCCCACAUUUCAGAGUUUCAGAUAUGCAUGUUCCUCAAAGAAAUACUUCUGCCACUGCUGCAAACCACCUGGAGCAGUCAAGACGUUCAGGUGUUUGCAGUCAACAAAAAAAAUCUUCUUAUAUUCCAGUAAGUAGGCUGCAGCAAUUCAGAGUUUCAAGUGCUCAUGAUCCAAAUGACCGUACCUGUCUAACUGCCGAAAACAAUUCCCCUCAAUUCGGAAGUUCUGCUACUUGUAUUCCACAAGCCAGCAACUCAGUCACUUCUAAGAGCCAGUCCACAUUGUUCAAAGUUACAGGAGUUCCCAUUACACAAGGCAGCCUUCCGAUCAUUUCUUCCAACCAGGCUGCCCAACUCAGAUGUUCUGCUCUUCAUUUUCCACACGGUACCCUUUCAGUGAAUCCUGUCAGUCAGGCCUCUCAGAUUAAAACUUCAGCCAUUCAUAUUACUGAAGAUACCACAGCCUGUAUUGCUAGUCAUUCCCCACAACUAAAUGAGUCAGCCUUACAUAUUCUACAUAUUAAGACCCAAUCCCCAAAGUUUGGAGUGGAAGAAAAUCAGCAACACAGUAACACAUAUUUCCAUUCCGGAUGUCUGUCUCCACACUUCAGCAAUACAGAAUCUCCUGCCAGUUGUAGUAGUAGCACAAGCACCCAGUCUGGAAGUAAACAAUCACUUCUGAUGUAACUUCCAAAAAUCAGCCAUCCAAUUUCAAAGGUGUCGCAGAAACAAGACAGGGACUCUUUCUGUCACAGAAAGCCUACUCUUUCAAGCUGCAUGGGACUGUUUAGCCAUAAAAAGAAGUAACCCCCUGUUUUGCUUAACACUGGACAUCUGGGAUCAGUUUCCAUACCAAAUCAGUCUUAUUGCUGAAUGCACAAACUAUUAUAUGUCAGAAAUCUGAAUCUCUUCUCUUGGCAAAGGAUAGAUUUUUUAAAAGAUAUGGAUAAGAGAACAGGUUGAACACACUUUACUAUUGCUCACCUGUUUUCUGUACAGAAGUAUUACUUACUAGACUGUUGUGUGGCUGCUACCAUAAAGUCAUCACCACUGUCAGACAUGUAAUCUGAAAAAAUAAUUAUUUAUAUUAUAAAGUACCAGACUUGAUGCUUAUUUCCAUUCAGGUCCGGGCAAAUGACAAGAAACUCAAGUAUUUAUUCUUCUUGAACAGUCCAUCAUUUAUUAAUGGGAAGAUAUGAGAUGGGCUGCUGCACUUUUGAGCUCCUACUACCCCAAAAGGUUACAAAUUAAUGUUUAUUUAAUUAGUGAAAUUUACUGGCAAUGCUUGGUGAUUUAUUACUAGGCUUGAUUACAACUGAAUUUGCUAUAAAAAGUCUGUGGGGGGGUAAAAAACAUUUUGUUCUAUUAACAUGUUAAUCUAAUGUCUAAAAAAAUAUCCUGUUAAGUUCAAUCAAGAUCAUUGUUUGAAUAUAUAAAAACGUACUGUGCCGUAUAUAA